Molecule: messenger RNA, 243 nt
Organism: Aureobasidium namibiae CBS 147.97
Lineage: Eukaryota; Fungi; Ascomycota; Dothideomycetes; Dothideales; Saccotheciaceae
Product: like-Sm ribonucleoprotein
Exons: 5
Coding region: 1-243 (80 amino acids)
Biological process (GO): mRNA splicing, via spliceosome
Cellular component (GO): U6 snRNP; Lsm1-7-Pat1 complex; U4/U6 x U5 tri-snRNP complex
Molecular function (GO): RNA binding
Source: RefSeq, a predicted model, not a curated record
AUGGCUUCUCAGUUGCUCCCGCUCGAGCUCAUCGACAAGUGUGUCGGCUCCCGAAUCUGGGUUAUCAUGAAGGGCGACAAGGAGUUCAGUGGAACGUUACUCGGUUUCGACGACUUCGUUAAUAUGGUUCUUGAGGAUGUCACCGAAUACGACUACACUGGCACUUCAACAAAGAUGUCCAAGAUCCUGCUCAACGGAAACAACAUCUGCAUGCUUAUUCCGGGCGGCAUGCCUGAGCAAUGA